AGUAGGAAUAACACUUUAUAAGCCUGACACCCUCUUCCUCCUCCCAUCCCCUGGCCUCCAUCCAUCCUCCUCCGCUCAGCCUCCCGCUCUCCCAGGCAGUCCUCACUUCUCUUUUCCCUAAGCUGCAGCCAGCGGAGCCCCCAGCCUGCCCGAAUCAGGAACCCAGGUGGGGUCAAGAACCCGAGCCCCAGGAUGUUGACAACAUUGCUGCCUCUACUGCUUCUGCCCAGCUGGACCCUUUGUAGCCAGGAAGCUUCAGAAGGUCCGCAGAGCCUCCACAUGCUCCAGAUCUCCUACUUCCGCGACCCCUAUCACGUGUGGCACUGGGGCAACGCGACGCUGGGGGGGCGCCUGACACACAGGCUAGAAGGCGUGGGCACAAACAGCACAAUCCUCCAGCUGCAGCCCUUGCAGGACCCCGAGAGCUGGGCGAGCACAGAGAGCCGCCUGCGACGUUAUCUGAGUGAAUUCCAGGACUUAGUGCUCCUGGUGCACCGGGAGCGCAGCUUGGCCUUUCCUCUGACCAUCAGCUGCUUCCUGGGCUGUGAGCUGCCUUCUGAGGGCUCUCAAGCCCAGGUCUUCUUCGAAGUGACUGUGAAUGGGAGCUCCUUUGUGAAUUUCCAGCCAGAGACAGCUUUGUGGGUGCAAGGCUCCAAGGCAUCCUCCAGAGUGGUCACCUACAUCCUGCAGCAGCUGAACAAGUACAAUCGUACUCGGUAUGAAGUGCAGGAAUUCCUGGAGGACACCUGUGUGCAGUAUAUAGAGAAACACAUCACUAUGAAAAACUUGAAAGGGAGCCAGACAGGCCGCUCCUACACUUCGCUGGUCCUGGGCAUCCUGGUGGGCAGUUUCAUCAUCGCUGGUGUGGCUGUAGGCAUCUUCCUGUGCACAGGUGGAAGGCGAUAUUAAUUACUCUCCAGUCCCCUCUGAGAAAGGGCUGGAUUGACAGGGGGCUGGCAAAAGAAGGUCUCAGCUCACUUGGAAGCCAAACAGAUUCCCCACAUGGGACACCAUAUCCCAGAAAAUUUGGAGUGGCAGCUCCUUCUUCUCUCAGAUCUGCAUGCCAAGAAUUUAGGGGGCAGGAGGUAGAGAGGCUAGAUGGACAAAGUACUUGGUUUGCUAAGAACCUGAGAACUUACAUGCUUUGCCAAAUUGGUCUCAGAAGUGAAUGUUUAUCUGUCUUCGUGGAAGACAGAUGAUGGUUGGGGCGGGGGGUUGGGGCGAGUCUGUGGUUUAUCCUCCAAAGAUAGACAGACUCACCUGAGGCAUUCAAAACACAUAACCAAAUAAAACAAGUCAUCCACAACCAAAAUAAACAACAUUCAAUUGCGUCAGACUUAAGAGGGGACACUAGUAUAAUAGGUGUAGAAAGAAGUAACCAGAGUAAUGGUGGAUGUGUAAAAUCCAAGUAAAAUGGAAGCAAUGAGUUAUUAAUUAGUUGAUCAAUUAAUAAUAAUAUUAAUAAAUUCCUUACUUAUGUAUAAGGCAUUA
Molecule: messenger RNA, 1491 nt
Organism: Cynocephalus volans (Philippine flying lemur)
Lineage: Eukaryota; Metazoa; Chordata; Mammalia; Dermoptera; Cynocephalidae
Gene: PROCR
Product: protein C receptor
Exons: 4
Coding region: 193-909 (238 amino acids)
Biological process (GO): negative regulation of coagulation
Molecular function (GO): signaling receptor activity
Source: RefSeq, a predicted model, not a curated record